Trichomonas vaginalis G3 is the source of this 138-nucleotide messenger RNA. RefSeq lists its product as uncharacterized. The transcript has a single exon. The annotation marks the transcript as partial. The record is from RefSeq and is a predicted model, not a curated record. NCBI's taxonomy places the organism in Eukaryota, Parabasalia, Trichomonadida, Trichomonadidae.
AACAUUUAUCUCAAAGAACUACACAGAACCAUAGAGAUGGUAUAUUUGGUGAAGAGUUUAGAAAGAAAGUUAGGGAGAGAGAAGGAAGAGAACCUAUUGUACAUGACCUUGCAAACGAAAGUUUACAAAAUGUCAUAA